AUGAACUCAGCGUUGGUAGCCGAUGGUGGGGAUGCAAAAAGACAAUUUGAUGCACAGGCUGCUGGAAAGAGUUCGGUUGUCGGGGCCGACCAGAAUGGGUUUCGAAAUGCGCCAAUGACGAGUGUAACCUUUUAUUUGAUCGCAAGUGAACUCGUCAGUCGUGCAUGCAUUCCGGGUGUGUUGAGCAAAGACUUCAAUCCAGACGGCUUGAAUCGCAUAAAUCUUUGCGAAAUGUGCCAGUCAGGCGGUUCCGAUAAAUGCCAACGCGACAAUAAAGAAUUCUAUUACGGUGACUCCGGAGCAUUUCGCUGCCUAAUUGAGUCGGGAGAUAUUGCGUUUGUGAGGCAUACGACGGUGCAUGCAGACACGGCGACCAGGGUACAAAACUACGAAGUAUAA
Protopolystoma xenopodis is the source of this 399-nucleotide messenger RNA. The record is from the annotation of a GenBank genome assembly. Lineage: Eukaryota; Metazoa; Platyhelminthes; Monogenea; Polystomatidea; Polystomatidae.